CUUAAGUGGGAGCCCUUAGAGCGUUUUACUCCCCAUACUAACUGUGUGUGCAAUUUAACCCCUAAACUACCAAAAAUCACACAUUUAAGCCCCCACGACCAAACGCCGUUAGUCAACGUCCGAUUUUUUUUGCGCGGGUUUUCUCACCCCACUUUCAGUCCAACAGUCUCUCAAGUAAAUGAAUCCUCCCAUCAAACAUCCUCAAAAUUUUAUGAAUUAAUCGGCAACUCGAAGAAGAAGAGGGUUUCUGGGAAGAAGAAGAGGGUUUCUGGGAAGAAAAAGAGAGAUUACCGGGAAGAAGAAGAAAGAUUACCAGUUGAACGACGAAGAAGAAGAGGGUUUUCAGGUGAGUACUCAUAGGAUUCUUAGCGUGUGAUGAUGAUUAUGCAGCAUGCAAAUCUUUUAUGAUUUUAAUUUUUGUUCUGCUUCCUCGAUUAUUGCUUGAAAUUUUUUCUUCUUGUCUGUAAAUAUGUGCAGUAUGGCGCCUCCUGUUCUUUUUAUUUUCAACUUUUGGGGUGUAUGGAAAAAAGAUGAAGAUUCUGGUGAUUUGAUUCAUGAUGGUUAUAAUUCUGUUGAGCUUGAGGAUAGUGCUAAAAAUAUGACUUUUGAUCGGAUUAAUGAUGAAUAUGAGAAGAUUUAUGGGAGUAAACCUAGUAAAGUUUAUGCGUGUGAUGAGGAUUAUAAGGUAGAGAAUGGCCUAGUUCACCUUAGGGAUUCAAAACAUUGUCAUAAGGUGUUAGACUAUUUUGAAUUAGUUAACCAAGAGCAAGUUCAUUUUUUUGCUGAUCAUGAUAGAGAUCCUAUGCCUUCUAUCACACCACUUGCCUUGUUCCCGGAUGAUAGUGCUGAUGACAACUUAGAUGGGGAAGGGGCUGAGCCAACUAGUGGGGGUGAACAUAAUGAUGGUGAAGAUUUAGGAAAUGUGACUGGUGUGGAAGGGGCAGAGGAGGCAGAGGGUGAGCAGGAGGCAGAGGGUGAGCUUGAUGAGGGAGAUUCUGAUGAUUCUAGUGUGUUUAGCCAAGAAUCAUCAGAGAGUGAGGAAGAGAACAAUAUUCAGAUGAUUGGGUCUGUAGAAGAUGGUCAGGAGGGUAGUUUUUCUUUGGGCAUGACCUUUGCAGAUGCAAAGGAUGCUAAGGAUGCCAUACAUGCCUAUGGGGUUAAGUUUGGGUACAAGUUGAAGUUCCUUAAAAAUGAACCUAAGAGAAUAAGAGUCGUUUGCAUGAAUGAAGUGUCUUGUCCAUUUGUUAUACUUGUGUCUAAGGAUGGUGAUAUAGAAGGGUUAAUGGUGAAGACCUUAGUGGCAGAUCACACAUGUAAUAAACAGAGAGAAGUCCCAAGUGUAAGCCAAGGUUAUCUUGCUAAGUAUUUCAAGAAUGCUGUUUAUAGAAACCCAAAGUUCACUAGUAAAGACAUGCAAGGGCAUGUGAAGGAACAUCUUAAGCUUCAUGUGAGUCUUCACAAGUGUAAGAGGGCUAAGAGAGACAUAAUUACUAACCUUGAGGGCAGCUAUAAGGAAGAGUUCAAUAGGCUGUGUGCAUAUAUUGAAAAGGUUAAGGAAGUCAUGCCUGGAACAAAGAUGGAGCUUGGCUUGUCUGCUGAGCAGUUAGAGAACAACAAGAGAGUUUUCAAGAGACUGUUUGUGAUGUUGGAGCCCUUGAAACAGAAUUGGUUGGGGGGGUGUAGGAAGUUCAUCUGUCUAGAUGGCUGCCAUUUAAAGGGAGUCACUUUUGGCUGCCUUUUAACUGCAGUAGGCAAGGAUGGCAAUGAUGGGAUUGUGCCUAUAGCAUGGGCUGUUGUGAACAAGGAGAAUAAGAGUAAUUGGACAUGGUUCAUGAGAUGGUUGAAGCAAGAGUUACACCUUGAUGGAGGGGAUCAUAUCACCAUUAUGUCAGAUAUGCAGAAGGGCUUGAUGGAGGCUGUGAAAGACAUUACUCCAUAUGCUGAGCACAGAUGGUGUGCAAGGCAUAUAUAUGCAAACUGGAGUAAAAAGUGGAGAGGAGAGGAGAUGAAGAAGAGAUUCUGGAUUGCAGCUUGGAGCUCGUUUGAGGAAGAAUUCAAGCUGAAUAUGGUCAAACUGAGGGGAAUAAACAGGAAGGCACAUGAUGAGCUUCUACACUAUCCUCCUGCAAACUGGUGUAGGGCAUAUCAAAGCACCAGAUGCUCAACUAACAUGGUAGAUAACAACUGCUCUGAGUCUUUUAAUUCCAGUAUAAGUGAUGCACGAUAUAAACCUAUUAUCAGCAUGUUAGAAGAUAUUAGGUUGUUAGCUAUGAAAAGAAUAAGUGAUAGGAAAUCUGCAGUUCAAACUUGGAAGACAGUUUGGUCGCCUAAUGCAUUGAAAUUUUAUGAGGCUAACAAGAUUGACUCAGGGGAUUGUAAUGUGGUAUGGAAUGGUGAGUAUGGCUAUGAGGUGUCAGAGGGUGAAGAUAGGCACAUAGUUAAAGUUGACAGAAAGACUUGCACAUGUAGGGGUUGGGAUCUGACGGGAAUCCCUUGUUCCCAUGCCAUUGCUGCUUUUUUUUCAAGCUCAAUGGAUCCCCUGCUUGCCAUUAGUCAGUGUUAUCACAGGGACUCAUAUGCCAAGGCAUAUGAACACUUAAUCAAACCAUUACCUGGUGUAAAGUUUUGGAAUGUCAAAGAUGAAGAUGCAAUAGAGCCACCCCCUGUUGAAAAGAAGAUUGGGAGGCCUAAGAAGAACCGAGUCAGAGCACCCAAUGAACCUAAACGCAAGCACAAGCUGUCCAGAGUGGGGAAAACACAACAUUGCAGCCUAUGUAGGAGUGCAAACCAUAAGAAAGGUGCAUGUGCAUUGAACCCUACGAAGGUCAACAAAGAUGCAGAGGCAUCUACCUCUGCAAAGUCUAAAGGGAAAGCUCCAGCAGGACUUGGCCUCUAUGUGGAUUUGGAUACUGGGACUCAAAUUCUGAAUCCCGGAGGAUCACAAUCAAUAGUCAUAAACGAUGACACACCAAAUGUCAGGUUUGCCAUACCCAAUGAGAGAGAGCUCAGAAUGGAAAAACGAAUGGAGAAAAGAAAGAGAGAAAACUCCACAGCAGCUGGUGAGAACUCGAAGACAAAGAAGACAACAACAAAGCCUUUCAAGCCUCCAAGAGGCAAGGAUCAAGAACAGCAACAAGAACCAGUGCUUAGAAGAUCUCCAAGGAGACUAAACGUAAUUUCAACUGCUGGAUCAACAACAAGCAGUUGAAAUUACCUUUAAUAGUGUUUCUUUUGAAAUAUCAAGUGUCAAUUAGAAUCUAGUUUGAAACUCAACACUAUGUUUUGAUUAAGUCAGUCCAUAAUUUGCAUUAUCAGUAUUUCUUUUGAAGUUAGUUGUAUAGUGUUUUUGGCAUUAGGUGUUAAA
Molecule: messenger RNA, 3364 nt
Organism: Salvia miltiorrhiza (redroot sage)
Lineage: Eukaryota; Viridiplantae; Streptophyta; Magnoliopsida; Lamiales; Lamiaceae
Exons: 4
Coding region: 470-3208 (912 amino acids)
Molecular function (GO): zinc ion binding
Source: RefSeq, a predicted model, not a curated record